UUAAUCUCCAUGUGCCGAAACUGUUAAAUGAAGAAGCAUUAGAAGGCCCAGAUAGCUUAGUUUAGCACGAGUACCCUUUUGUUCAAAGACUGCUAGAGGGAGGACGGACACCGUCAACAGAUGAAAUAUAGCUGAAAAUAGCUGAUUAAACGAAGGAUUCAAUUAAUUGAAAUUCGUCUAGUCUCCGAUACAAGUUUAAAAGGACGACAUUUGAUGAAAUGGGUGAUCCCGGUGGUACAUAUGAGCGUGGAUCUGUGUCUGGAAAUAUGUUAAUAAUAAGACCUACUACAGCUCCUACAUCUCAAACAAAUCCUCAAGAGAAUGGCAAUUUUGGUGUUAAAAAGAUACUUGAAGCGAAAGCAGUUUGUAGAGUAUGUUUUGAACCGGUCAGAGGAGAUGCAAUCAAUAUAUGUGAAUGCAGCUGUCCCCUCUUAGAUCUAAAAUGUAGAUAUUGGGUACCAGAUUCAGCAAAAUGUGGAUAUUGUAAGAAAGAGUAUCAGAAGAUAUAUGUUACUGUGGAACCAGAGCAGAUUCCUCAAGGAAGACAAAAACGGGGCUUGGUUUCAGCAUUAAAGAGUGGAAUCCACAGGUUUUUCAGUUGUGCAAGUUCUCCCUCAGUGGCCUGAUGUGGACCAUCCUAUUAGAGAAAGAGCAAUUGGCUAUGGACGUAAUUUGUUUUCAUUUUUCUAUUGUGUUUUGUUAGACUUGUAUUUUAUAUUCUCAUUCCCAUUUUUUCAUUUAUCAGCAUUGCUAGCUGUAACAAUUGUCAAAGCUAUUUUCCUUGGUCGGCUCAAAAAAAACAGAAAGGAACCAAUAUGUAUGUAAUUUCAUUAUCUGCUGUUGGAUUAUACAAAUACAUCUUGACCAUUGAAUUUUUUAAUUUUGAAAAAUUGGAAACCAGAGCAAC
Messenger RNA from Camellia sinensis, 907 nucleotides. The record is from RefSeq and is a predicted model, not a curated record. Lineage: Eukaryota; Viridiplantae; Streptophyta; Magnoliopsida; Ericales; Theaceae.